Molecule: messenger RNA, 2376 nt
Organism: Colletotrichum spaethianum
Lineage: Eukaryota; Fungi; Ascomycota; Sordariomycetes; Glomerellales; Glomerellaceae
Exons: 2
Coding region: 1-2376 (791 amino acids)
Source: RefSeq, a predicted model, not a curated record
AUGGCCAAGCUCGAGCCGAGCAGUCCCAGUGCUGCCACUUUUGCGGAGACGCUGCAGUAUCGCGCGACGCAGUCUCGCAGAGCACGACCGCCCGAUGUGCAAACCGCUUCCGCCGGAGCGUCGACCCGCGUUCCUCUGCGCCCUGAGAACAGGCUCAGCAGACGAGAUUCGCGCAUGGGACUGAAGAGCAUCUUUGGCAGGGCAAAGCCGGCCCGCGAGGUCGACCCUACCGCGUCCUACUUCGACACUGGACGACCCAACAGUCUUCGCGCCUCGCUAGCUGAAAUUAGCAACUGGCCUCACAUGCGAUCCGAACUCGCGCUAUCCAGCAGCCACUCGCGACCGACAUCCGUAGCCGCCAGUCCGCCCUUCAGCGAUUUCUCCCUCCAGAAAAGACCUACAACGUCGGAAAAGCCACAGAUCCAGAGCGUCCCCGCCGCGAGAUCGUCCCGUGGCAACCUCGCUACGUGGGAUCCCCCACCACUAUUUCAAGCAUACCCCCAAGCGAUCAAGCAUGCCCAUCUCCCCGCAGCCACUACGUCCGCCGAUGUGAUCCUUCGCCUCACCGACCGGAAAGGCAGCAUCAGCUUGCGGGAGGACCUGACGCAGCUCGCGCUCACCCCAGAGCUCGCCCAGGAGCACGCCGAUAGGGCAGCUGAGAGGGCGCGCAGGAAGCAUCUGCGAUCCCUGUCAACGGUCAGGCUAGAGUGGACAUACAAGACUUACGUCCUCUGCACGUCAGGCUACUUGCUGCAAUAUGCUGGUGAAGGCAAUUUCGACCGCCUGCCGGAAAAGGUGUUGCACCUCAGCAAGGACUCUGCUGCGUUUGUCAGUGAUGCCAUUCCCGGCAAGCAUUGGGUCCUCCAAGUGUCUUCGGCAAUGGAGUCCAACGGCCUCUCUACAACCGACUCGCGGUCGCUGCUGGCCCGCCUGCCCUUCCGUGCAUCCGACAAGAGACAUGCCUCGAACUUCCUCAUGGUUUUUGACAGCGCCGACGAGAUGGAGUCGUGGAUAACUAUCCUGCGCCGGGAAAUCGAGGCGCUAGGCGGGAAGAAGAACCUUUCGGAAACCGGCAGGCCUAGGGCGGACGACAGAGUCGCCCAGCUCCGGGGCCAAUCGAGCCAGCGCACUCUGGUCGUCCGCGACCCAGAUAGAUUCUCGCGAGUACUCCCGCCGGACUUUUCUUUGCAGCUGGAGCAAGCCAGGCUGCGCGAGGACGAACGUCGUUCUGCGGUGGAGGCUGAUCUUACUCGUGAUCCCUCGAUCGAUGACGUUUCCACUACCAACAGCAUCAUCUCCCAUGACGGCCGCCAACUCGACAGCUUGCGCGACAGCACCAACCGGCUCUCGUACAUCUCGUCCGGUCAACGUACCUUUCUCACGUCCGCCGGCUCGUCGCCCGCGUGCUCUCCCGUGCGCGACAGUUUUGCCAGCAGCCACCUUGACGACCUGCCUCCUCCGGUGCAAGAGGUCCCUACCGUCAGACCGAGACCGAACGCUGCGGCCAUUCUCGACCGUCGUCAGUCUCUGCAGACCUCGGGCUACCUGGAGCUACGUGGUUCGCCCAUGUCUCGGCCACAGUCCACGUACACCGAGGCCGACUUUGCGCACGUAGCCGCAAACUUCAGCGUUCCCAUCAGCAGGCGUUACAGCGCGGUGAAGAGCCCUUCCUCAAGCCCCGAGCAGGCGAGAAAUCGCGACUCGGUCCCCAGAAACGUCCGCAAGCCUCCCCCGACUGCCCUCGCCAUGGCGCGGCCUCUGUCGAUUGUGGCGGAUCAACCAUCUCCCGUGCAGCGUCUCGAUGCGGCCGAGGGCCAAGCAGCUGAACUCUCACAAUCCGAAGAGGAACAGGGGAGCGAUGUGUUGAACGCAUUUCCUCCCAGACAAGCCAGCCUUGGUCCCAAGGAGGAACCGGUCACGUUCGCCAUCCCUUGGCAAGGUGGGCGAGACGCCCCUCUCGCCGGAGCUCCGGACUUUCAUCCUCCCGUCCAAGACUCCCAGCCCGGCAUCUCCUUGCGAAGCCGGUCGGGACUUCUCUCGCCCACUAUCAUAUACGGGGGUUCUCUGUCUCCUGCUCAGAAAGCCACCAAGAGGUUCACCAUGCACUUUGCAAUGAGCCACUCCCCCGGGAGCGACGACAUGAUUACCCCUCUCCCCACGUCACCCACGGUAUCCUCAGCAUCGCCCAGAUCAUCGCCACUGGCACCACCAAUUCCUCCUGCCCCCUCGGGCAAGCAGCUGCUCCGCGGUGACCACUCGCGAGCUGCUGACCUGGGUAAACGCAGCAUGCCUCAACUGGUCGAAGGACCCCCACCAGCGCCACCACCAAACUACGCGCUGCCCCCUAUUCCCCAGAAGGGACACUCCAAAGCGUAG